Molecule: messenger RNA, 3887 nt
Organism: Blastomyces dermatitidis ER-3
Lineage: Eukaryota; Fungi; Ascomycota; Eurotiomycetes; Onygenales; Ajellomycetaceae
Product: trehalose synthase
Exons: 7
Coding region: 888-3146 (752 amino acids)
Molecular function (GO): glycosyltransferase activity
Source: RefSeq, a predicted model, not a curated record
CAAUUACCAACUGAUUAUUACUGUAUUGUGCGAGGUCGGGGUCAUGAUUAUGUAAUGAGGUCAAGUGGCGCACUUAGCGAGGUCAAGUUUUCUGUAUACACCAGUUCUCUCCAGCUUCAACUAACAUGCAAAGUUACGAAGGAAAACAAUGACGAAGGUAAACUCUACUCCGUAACUAUACAACCAAUCACCACCCAACCAGUCGAACCUAUUGUCUAGGUACAGUACAUUACAAUGAGACAAACGGCUGAAAGAUUGAACCGCGGGAUCUCCGGGGCCCAUCUGCGUCAGAAGUAUCGACGUCAUGGAUCUGAUUCGCGGCGGGGCAGCCAGGGGGGCGGAGGGGGGAAGAGCGUUUGUUUAAGGGGGCCCGGGAGGCGAAAAGUUUUGCCUGCGUGGGGAUGGGAAGGGGUGUCUGUCAAUUGGUGAUAUUAUAUUGCGAGUGGGUGGGUUGGGUUCAUUGUGUUUGUAGCUUGUUGAUUGUAUGUACAAGUAGUAAGGGUUAGGAAAUGCUCAGCUGCAACUUCACCCAUUGUCUCAAAUACCGCCGUCUCUGCCGCCGCAUCUUUCUUCACAGCUGGAGUGCUCUAGCCUGGCAUAUUCUAUCCUAUCAGUUCCCAGACUGCUCUUGUUCAGACGGCUUGUCAUCACUCAACCCGGGUGGAUUUGCGAGGAGAACAGUUGUUGUCGUAUCUCUAUAUAUACACAUCCAUCAGUCCAUCAGUCCAUCAGUCCAUCCAUCCCGAAACCAGCCGUUCUUGAUAUAUAGACCGGUUGCACGAAGAUCACCACUCUUUCUCUCUCCCCAUUCUGUCUAAAUCUAACCAGAAAUCACCCCCAUCGCCCCAUCGCAGCUAUUCCGGAACCACCCGCUUCCCAUCGCAACCAUGUUCCUGAAGAAGAACCUUACGGAAGAGGGCUCGUUGCCAGAGCACCAUUCCAACUCUCACCGCAACCACAAGCAUGGCGAGGGGCGUCACACGCCGCAUCUGAGGCCAUACGUCGACAUGGUCAUCUCCGCGUUCCAGGACCGGCGUUUCCAGCGGCGGACCUCCGUUUAUCAGAAGCGGGAUCUGCAGGAUCGGGUUGCGAAGAAGAAGUGGACGGGGCCGCCGUCGGAGACAAUCUACGGCGGCAUCUCCGUCCGCUCUAGCGAAAAUAAUGACAUUAUCAUCGCCCUCGCCAUCCGUGACACAACCUACUUCCUCGACUUCUCCGAGCACCACUUCCCCGUCGACGAGAGCUUCCACCCCACCGCAGACAUCAUCACCGACUUCGUCAUCCAUGAGCUGCGCAAGUACGAGCGCGAGCACCUCGAGAAGUUCAUCGGCAUUGCUCUGCCGCACGAGCUGGCGGAGCGCUGCCCGCAUCUGUGUCCCCGCCUAUGGGGGGAGCUGGAUAUCGUGCCGCUGGUCCUGCACGGCAAGGGCGUGCAUAGCGUCGGCUGGAUUAAUCGGGAGUAUUGGAAUACGAAGACGUUGGAUGAGCAGGCUGAGUCGGUGGCGAGGAAGUGCAUCACCUUCUUCGGGCCUAGCAAGGCGCCUCUGCUGCAGGUGGGGUAUCGCGGAGGUGUGGAGGUUGACUGCGGCUUCCAUGCUGUCCUGGCUAAUUUGUCGGAUUAUGAGCUGACGGUUGGCUCUCGCACGUGGAAUUCUGUGUUGAAAUAUGCGGAUGAUUUGAAGAAGCGCAAAGUCAAAGUUGCGUUUUUCAGCGCCACGCCGCAGGGCGGUGGUGUUGCGCUGAUGCGGCAUGCGCUGGUCAGAUUUGCGGAAACGUUGGGCGUGGAUUUCAAGUGGUACGUCCCCCGCCCGCGCCCGGCCGUCUUCCGCAUCACAAAGACAAAUCACAACAUCUUCCAAGGCGUCUCCAAGCCCGAUGAACGUCUUACAGAGGAAAAUAAAGCCGCCCUCACAGACUGGAUCGUCGGCAAUGCCAAACGAUACUGGUUCGGCAAGGGCGGGCCUCUCUCCGCCCCAUGCGAGGGCGGCGCGGAUGUCAUCGUCAUCGACGAUCCACAGAUGCCUGGUCUAAUCCCCCUGAUUAAAGAGGUGACGCCGAUGCGGCCUGUCAUCUACCGCAGCCACAUCCAGGUCCGCAGCGACCUGAUUGCGGAUCCAACGACGCCGCAGGCAGAGGCGUGGAAUUAUUUCUGGGAUAGCAUCAAGUGCGCGGAUUUGUUUAUUAGCCAUCCCGUCUCGAGCUUUGUGCCGCAUAUGGUGCCGCGAGAGACGGUGGGGUACUUGCCGGCGUCGACAGAUUGGCUCGAUGGAUUGAAUAAGACCAUGGACGAUUUUGACAUUGGUUAUUACGGUCGUAUCUUCAACGCGAAAUGUCGCGAAAUCGGCAUGACCACCAUUGAUUAUCCAGAUGACGAGUACAUUGUCCAAAUCGCCCGCUUCGACCCAUCAAAGGGUAUCUUCGACCUCCUCGAUGCAUACGAAAAAUUCCGCAUCCUCUUCGGCGAAAACCGGCCCAAAGAAGAGAAGCCUCCCAAGCUCCUGAUCUGCGGACACGGCUCUGUCGACGACCCGGACGGCGUGGUAAUCUACGACGCCGUCAUCGAGCACAUCGACAACAACCUCGCCCACCUCAAGUCCUCCAUCUGCGUCAUGCACAUCCCGCCCUCGGAUCAGAUCCUCAACGCCCUCCUCUCCAAAGCGCGCGUGGCCCUCCAACUCUCCACCCGCGAGGGCUUCGAGGUAAAAGUCUCCGAGGCCCUGCACAAGGGCAAGCCCGUCAUCGCCACGCUCGCCGGCGGCAUCCCGCUGCAAGUGCAGGACGGCAAAAACGGCUUCCUCGUCGAAGUCGGCGACUCCGACGCCGUCGCGCACCACCUCUACAACCUCUGGACGGACGACGAGCUCUACUACCGCCUCAGCAGCUGGGCCGCGGACAGCGUCAGCGACGAGGUGAGCACGGUCGGCAACGCGCUGUCGUGGCUGUAUCUGGCCAGCGAGGUGUCGAAGGGCAAGACCGUGGCGCCGAACGGGAAGUGGAUUAAUGAUAUGGCGCGCGAGGAGGCGAAGGAGCCGUAUGGCCGGCACGAGAAUCGGUUGAAGAGGACGUUGGGGGAUAAUGAGGGGAUUGGGGUUGGGGUUGGGGGGUUUUCGCUGCAUAGGGGGCGGUCGAGAGAUUUGGGAAAGUAAGGGGUAUGUAGGUAGGAGAGUAAAUCGAGUCUGGUAGUGUGUUUUUUUAUGCUUUUGCUUUCCCUAUUUUUGUUACGUGCGGUUCGUCGCGAGAGUUGGUAUUUUCUUUCAUUUUCUUGAUAUUUUAAAUUCCUUCAUAAAGUGCACGGCUUGUUAAAUUUUUUUUUGAAUAUGUUGCCUUCAAAAGAAAAAAGAGGGAAAAAAAGAAAAGAGAGGAGGGAAAAGAAGCUUGUCUUUCUUGCCUCUAUCGAUCAUUCCAAGUUGAUCAUUCCAAGUUGUCUGCAGAUUUUGGUUUCUACAUUUUUUGUUAUUACAAAUACCUGCACGGAGUAGAUAUAAGUUAUAGUUUAGCUACAACAUGGUUUAUUUAUAUGGCUUAUAGUUUUAUAAUUGCCAUUUCACAUUCCUGUUCACACAGGGUACAUCGAAGGGAAGAAAUCGAGUCCGGGGAAAAAAGGAAGAAAUUCAAGGAGUCAAUAAAAACUGGGGACACAUUGACGUUUUCUUUUCGGCUUCAUGUUAUGCGGUUCUCAUGGGAUGGAUGGGGGAGGGGAGGGGGUUAGUAGAAGAGCAAAGACACUCGUGUUAAAAAAAAAAUCAUAAUCCGAUGAGAAAGCAGAUAUUUCAUCAUGAUUUUUCUCAUUUCCUCCUUGUCCUUGUCAACAUACCGAAGAGGCGAUUUUUUAUUUACUUUAUCAUUUCAUAUGAAUAUGAAAAGAAACGUAGGUGCCGGGAUUUCCG